Pelodiscus sinensis (Chinese soft-shelled turtle) is the source of this 973-nucleotide messenger RNA. The record is from RefSeq and is a predicted model, not a curated record. NCBI's taxonomy places the organism in Eukaryota, Metazoa, Chordata, Testudines, Trionychidae.
GAGAAAUAAGAGCAAAAAGUUCUGAGACACACACAAAAUGGCUGACAAGCGACGCCUUGCGUAUUCCAUCAUCCAGUUCCUACAUGACCAGCUACAGAAUGGGGGUCUCUCUCCCGAUGCCCAGGAGAGCUUGGAAGUCGCGAUCCAGUGCCUGGAAACCGCCUUUGGCGUAUCCAUGGAAGACCAAGAUCUGGUCGUGUCUCAAACUCUCCCUGAAAUUUUCGAAGCUGCUACAGGAAAGGAGCCUCAUUACGUCAGAACAAAUUCUGAGCCAGUCACCCCCUCGGAAGAAGACAUGGCUGAAGCUGAAAGACUGAAGACUGAAGGAAACGAACAAAUGAAAGCAGAAAACUUUGAAGGCGCUGUGGCUUUCUACGCAAAAGCAAUUGAAUUAAAUCCAUCCAAUGCAGUAUAUUUUUGCAACAGGGCUGCUGCUUACAGUAAAUUGGGAAACUAUGCUGGAGCAGUCAGAGACUGCGAAAGAGCUAUAGGCAUUGAUCCGAACUACAGCAAAGCUUAUGGCAGAAUGGGCUUAGCCCUCUCCAGUCUAAACAAACACACAGAGGCUGUUGUUUACUAUAAAAAAGCCCUGGAGUUGGAUCCAGACAACGAAACGUACAAAUCAAACCUUAAAAUAGCUGAACAGAAAAUGAAAGAAACGCCUAGUCCGACGGGAGGCACAGGAGGAUUUGAUUUAGCCGGAUUGCUGAAUAACCCGGGCUUCAUGAGCAUGGCCUCUAACCUCAUGAACAACCCACAAGUACAACAGCUGAUGUCUGGGAUGAUUUCAGGUGGCCAGAACCCUGUGGGAGCAGCAGGAGCCAGCCCUUCCCCCAACGACCUUGCCAGCCUUAUCCAAGCAGGCCAACAGUUUGCUCAGCAGAUGCAGCAGCAGAAUCCAGAGCUAAUAGAACAGUUGCGAAGUCAGAUUAGGAGUCGAACCCCCAGUGCCAGCUCUGAGGAUCAUCCCUGA